GGGAUUCUCUCUCUCUUCUUAUCUCUUUUCUCCCUUUCUCUCUUGCUGUUUAUCCCUCGCAUUCUCCGGGGUCUUUGGCAGGUGAACAGAUGAAUGCUUGAGUCUUCUAUUUUUUAAAGGACUCUUUCGGAUACUGUAGAAUUGAACCCAUUGUGCUCUCUGGUACUCUCUUGCUACCUGUGGAGGCUCCUGGUUCUUCCCCAGUCUGCCAAACACGUGCAGCCCCAGUCCCAGGCACCAUGCUGGGCUUGGAUGUGUGUGAGUUUGGGGGUCAGGUUCUGGAGCUUCUCUGGCUUACCAUGUGCUACAGAGGUCUGAUGGCUGACAAGGAGGAGAAGCCUGUUGGGGAAGAGGAAGACGAGACGGACCUCAACUACACGCCGCCUGCCCAGAAGACCCUGCAUGAGAUCCAGGAACUGGACAAGGAUGAUGAGAGCCUCAACAAAUACAAACAAACCCUGCUGGGGGCUGGGCCUGUGGUGGCUGACCCCACCAUUCCUAAUGUCCAGGUGACCAGACUCACCCUCAUGUGCGAUCAAGCCCCGGGACCAAUCACUAUGGACCUAGCUGGUGACCUGGAGGCCCUUAAGAAGCAGACCUUCACUUUGAAGGAGGGAGUGGACUACAGGGUCAAGAUCCAUUUCAAGGUCAACAGAGACAUUGUGGCUGGCCUGAAGUAUAUCCAUCUGACCUAUAGGAAAGGACUGAGAGUGGACAAGGCAGUCUACAUGGUUGGCAGCUACGGGCCGCGGGUGGAGGAGCAUGAGUUCAUGACCCCUGUGGAGGAGGCACCCAAGGGUAUGAUGGUCCGGGGGAGCUACCACAUCAAGUCCUGCUUCACGGAUGAUGACAAGACAGACCAUCUGUCCUGGGAGUGGAAUCUGGCCAUCAAGAAGGAGUGGAAUGAGUAACGGGAGAAGAGGUUGUUCUCCUGCUCCAACUCUCCUCCUCCCCCCAUCCCUCUCUCCAUUCUCCAUCCUCUAUCUUCUCUUUAUUCAGCUCUUCUGUACCCCUAUCCCUGGCCUCUCCUCGUUCCCGUUUUUCUCUUCUCUGUCUUUCAGAGAUCAUCUCUCCCGCCGCCCUUACAGACUGUACAGCAACAGACAGAGAGAGGGAUGACCAGUGUUGAAACAGAAAGUUGGUUAGUCAAGGUAGUCUGAGAGAAAGAUCUGUAAACGUGUUGUCCCCACGAAGAGAGACAGGAUUUAAGUGGGUUUUGUGCAUACAUUAUGAAUGAUGAGUAAACCUAUACCGAUCACAGGUCAUAUGCCAGACUGUGUUCUUUGCACCUGUAUUCUCAGGCCAGUCCCUGUUUUCGAGUAGACUAUAACCUCCACUGUGUGUACUAGUUACUACCCUGAGUGUAUUCUUAGAGUGCAACAUCCUUCAGUCUCUUUGAGGUCCUCUGUGCUCUGUUGCUGUUAUUAAUUAUACUUGGUGUCAAAUAAAAGAUUUAAAGGCUGCAUGGAGGAGAUAUUAUGUGGAGGAAGAUUGGAGUUUGAGUCACUUGUUUUUUAACUUGCUCUCAAUCAAUUUGCUUUACUGCUGGUGCUUUAUUGUCAAUCUGCUUGAUCUUGCCAUCCCUUUGCCUUCAUUCACAGUAUUGUGUAAGUUGCUUCUUAAAAGAUAAGCAAAUGACAAUGCUUCAUCCAGCAGAACAGUUUUUGUACACAUCCUCAAAUUAAAACUUGUACGAAUAGUCAGGGAAAGGAAACUGCUUUGUCGAAAUGUGUUCAGAAACAUUUGUGAAUGGGAUGUGUAGAAUGAGACGCAUGCUCUAUCGUAUUUGAUUUUGUAAGGUAUGUGAAAAUGAAAAAACAUUCUGUGAUUAUGGCUCUGUCUUGACAAAAUAAAUAAAUAAUAAUUAUAUUGAACUUUGUGGGGUGGUGUAUCACAAGUGAAUAAUAGUGUAACAUGCGUAAAAACAAGAAAGAAUAAGAAAUUCAAUUGAUUUAAUUCCCCCCCCAAGUCAAAAUGUUCUAUACCAUGGUGUAAAAUUUGGAUAUAAUCUUAUCUUUGAUGCAGACCAUUUUCUUGAUUUCCCAUCUAAUCAAAAUGGCUGUUAAAUAUAAAUAAUUGUACUAUUGGCUUGUUGAAUGUUGCAUGUUAUCUGAUUCUCUCCUUUUUUACUAUUAUACUGUAAAAUACUUACUGUGAUUUUGAGAGGAAAUAGCAAACAUGUCCAUUUAGAUGGUUGCCAGAAAACUAAAAAUAUUUACAGGGAUUUUUUAAAGGCAUUGUCAAAUUAAACAGCUUAGUGAGUGUAUCUGUGUUGGAGGUUAGAUGCAGCACAUGAUGUGGCCUCUGCUGCAUCCUCCAAACAUCUGUGUCCAAUCUGUUCAAGCAUCCUGUAUCUUUUAAUAAAGAUGGUUUAAGCAGCCA
Hypomesus transpacificus is the source of this 2382-nucleotide messenger RNA. It is a transcript of the gene arhgdig, whose product is annotated as Rho GDP dissociation inhibitor (GDI) gamma. The transcript is spliced from 6 exons. Gene Ontology annotation, molecular function: Rho GDP-dissociation inhibitor activity; protein binding. The record is from RefSeq and is a predicted model, not a curated record. Gene Ontology annotation, cellular component: membrane; cytoplasm; cytosol. NCBI's taxonomy places the organism in Eukaryota, Metazoa, Chordata, Actinopteri, Osmeriformes, Osmeridae. The coding region runs from base 240 to 911 and encodes 223 amino acids. Gene Ontology annotation, biological process: Rho protein signal transduction.